Molecule: messenger RNA, 3869 nt
Organism: Sesamum indicum (sesame)
Lineage: Eukaryota; Viridiplantae; Streptophyta; Magnoliopsida; Lamiales; Pedaliaceae
Product: zinc finger CCCH domain-containing protein 55
Molecular function (GO): metal ion binding
Source: RefSeq, a predicted model, not a curated record
UUGUUUGUGGCUCUUUGUUCGAAUUCGUUUUUUUAGUUCGUGAGAAUUUGAGGCAAUGGUGUGAGAAGGGUCUGAAUUUCCGGGCUAGAUUUGGGGGUUGUGGGUUGGUGUUUUAGGCGUUCUUGUUUUGCUUAGCAUUCUUGAAGUGGUGCUUGAUUUGGUUGAAUGGUAAUGGGUGCCAUCCUCGAGUGACUGGUGGCUAAAAGAAGUGUUCUUGUGGAGUUUGAUGCUAAAUUUGUGGUUGGAAACUGUGGGAAAACAGAACAUUGAAUGGUGGUUCAUCAGACACAUGAUGUAUGUCAACUGACAUGGCAUCAUCUGCAAACACAUUUUGGUCCAAUAUCCAUAAACUACAUCAUAUAUGAAUGGAUUCUCAAUCUCAAAUGGAAAGCUCGGCGCUAAAACUGGCAUGUCUAAUCCUGGAUGUAUAUUUAGAAGUCAUUUGAGCAAACUAUGCUUGCACUCGGGCUUCCAGAUCAGAUGCUUAUCUUCUUUCUCAUGGCAAAGUCCUAAACCUAUGAGAUUUUAGUAACAGCUACUUAGAGACUGUUGCAUGAGAAAGUAAAUAUUGCUGUCCUAUAUCAGCAAGAGUUCUCUAUGGCGGAAAGGAGAAAACGGAGAUCAUUGUGGGAUAUGGAAGAAGAGACCAAACAUUUGUCUGGAGUGAGUGAACAUAAUUCUUGGACCGCUAAGGAUCACCAUUCUAGUCAUGGCAGUGGACGUUAUUAUGAGUAUUCUGAUUCCAGAACCGCUAUCACAGAGAAUUCUAGGGAUGAUUCCAGAUGGCCACCUUGGGAAGCAAUUGAAGAAAACCCGGUUGCACCAAUGAAUGGCAGCUUCAAGAACACCCCGGAAGGAAAGGAAAUGGGUCAUCAGAGAGAAAGAUAUUACAAGAAAAUGUCUCCUGGAUUUGAUAGAAUCGAACUGCAUAAUUAUAACCAUACUCGUGAAUAUGAUCGGAGCCAUUCUCAAAGGUAUCCCGGAAGAGGCAGGGGCAGGAGCCAGAGCAGAAGCAGGACUAGAGGCAGGAGUCGUAGUAGGAGCUUGAGUAGAGACCGCGGAAGGGAAAGGGGAAGGGGAAGGGGCUGGAGCAGAAGCAGGAGCAGGAGCAGGAGCAGGAGCAGAAAUGACAUCAAUGCAAAGGAUCACACAAGGAGUCGGAGUCCCGUUGGAGACUAUAGACGCCAAUCUUAUGGAUGGAAUGACAGAAGAAGUGGCCCUGAAAAAUCAUCUCAAGUUUGUAGAGAUUUUGCUGCUGGAAGUUGCAGAAGAGGCAGUCAUUGCAGGUUUUUGCAUCCCGACAGUAGAAGUCUUAGGGAUGGGGACUUCGUAGAAGAUGACAUGGCAGGAAGUUGGAGAAGCAGAGGAGAUUAUAGCCGCAUACCAAGACAUUCCUACAGUAGAGGUUCCGCGCUUGAAUUACAAAAUGAUGUUUCUGAUCCUUAUCAUGGAGAGGAUGACCAGUUCCCUAGCAAAAGUAGAACUGCACCUCCUUGCAAGGACUUCAUGAGAGGUAAGUGCCGUUGGGAAGACACUUGCAGAUUUUCUCAUCAUGCUGCUUCUGAUGAUGGUUUUCGCCAAGGCACUAGAAAUCCAUCCUUUGACAAGGACAUUGACCGUCGCCAGCCAUACAAAAAUGGGAAACCUCUCUGCAAGUACUUUGUGGCGGGAAAGUGUGAUAGGGAUAAUUGUAGGUUUUCUCAUGAGGAUCAAAAUAACAACCUAGAAGGCAGACAAAGUGAAGUCACUGAGAGCUGCAAUUCACAUGAUAAGAGUAACUGGUGGAAUGGUCCAAAAUGGGAUGAUGCAACAAGAAUCUCUGACAGACCGAAACCCACUGGUUGGGUUGAGACGAAUGUUACUAACACAACUGGUACUGUUGAUACUGGUAAUGGACAAAAUGAUGAGAGAGGGGGCUAUAGUUUGCAGAAUGAGAACAAAACUUGGGGAGUUGUAGAAUGUAAAAGUGGUUCGUUAAAUUGUGAGAAACAACCUUCUCUUCCCAGGGAAUGUGGCAGUUAUGGGGUAGACACAGGCGCUACUGAAUCUGUUGGUAAUGACAAUAUGCAUAACAAACGAAAACACCUCGUAUUGCAUGGUUCACAGUUGCAAAAUCAGGAUGGAAUUGCAGAUGUUCGUGGACAGAAUGCCUUGCCGGAAAGCCAGAUUUUCUCCAUCAAAGCCUUGGAGCAGAAUGUUCAUCCAGCUUCUCAUAUUCAACAGCCCCAUUGCGGAGCAAUAGAAAAUAAUCUGUCUGGUGUUAUUGAUGAGGUAAAGGACACCAGAUAUACCACUCAUCCAAUUCUGUUCUCUGGACAAAGCUUAAAUCAAGAUGGUGGAAGUAUGUUUCCCGGACAUUCUUCAAUCUUGACUGAAGAUCAUAGAGUGCAGAAUGUACUCUGUCCUAACCCAUCAAAUGGAUUUAGUGUUGAUUUGAAUCGGCCUGAGAUACAUAUAGUUGAUCUUUUGAAUGCGCAGACUCAGAUGCAGAACAAUCAGAAAGCUGUUCAUUCACAAGGGUUGUUAGAAGCAAAGGUCCCACAACUUUUAACCAAUUUGUUAACCAGUGAGCACCCUGCUCAAGUUACCAACUCUCUAGUCAGUAAUCUUGGUCGACAGGUUUCUCCAGUGACAGACCCCGUUUCUCUGACUCAGAGAUUGGCAAAUGAGGACUCUCAAACAUAUGAAGACAUGGAAGUCUCUGGUUCAAAGGCGAUGGUGCCUCCAUUUUCAGAUUCCACAGGUCGUGCACCAUUUGUGAACUCUAUUAAUGUUCAACAUAAUCAAAAUGCUGCUGCUCUUAGUCUGUUGAAUUCCAUGGGAAAUGGCAGAGAUGAUACUGAGCACAGCAAUCAUAAUUUAGCACAGGUAACAGAAGAGAGGAAUCAAAUGCGACUAGAACCAUCAUCUCCAUUACCUGUAGUUACAGAAUUUGAUAGUUCAAAAGUGAAGCAUCCAGGAAGCCCAAGGCUGAAGCAAGAGGAAGUAGUCGCGAAUUCAGAAGUAACUGGAGGUAAUAAAACCAUUGGUGAGGAAAGCAAGGGCGUUCAAGAAAAUAAGCACUCUGAAACACUCGGUGGUCAUGGGAAAGUUGAAGAGGGGAAUGCUAACAAGGAUGAAAAGGGGAUGCGUAUAUUUAAAAAUGCUCUUGUGGAGCUUGUGAAGGAGAUUUUGAAGCCUACAUGGAAAGAAGGUCGAAUGAGUAGAGAAGUGCACAAAACUGUUGUGAAAAAGGUGGUUGACAAGGUCUCCAGUACAAUUCAAGUCGAUCACAUCCCAAAGACACAGGAUAAAGCUGAGCAGUAUCUGUCAAACUCCAAACCCAAAAUCUCUAAACUUGUCCAGGCAUACGUGGAGCGGUGUCGAAAGGCAGAUUCUUGAAUCAUGUUACUGGAACCUUCUUAUACUGUACUAUGAUUAGUAUAAAGUGUUUAAACCAGCAUUCAACAUUUUCCGCAUUGCUCGACUUUUUAGAUGCUUUCCAGGGAAGUAUUCCUGGAAUUAUCAUCACUGGACAGUUCUUCUGACUUUUGAGCACAGCAAAUUGCACCUCUUGAUUUCCAUCUUGAAUCACUUCUCCAUAGCUGAAGAACAUGACUUUUUAAUGUUGACAUGCCGUUUACCACAAUUUUUUCUAGUCUUUUGGCUUCUGGGACCGCCUAUUGGAGUGCUUUUACGGGGCGGAAAUUACAAGCGAGAAUUGAGGGACUUUGGUUUCAGUUUUUAGGCAUUAGUGAACAUUAGUAUGUGUUCACUGUUGUAAAGAAAAGCUUCCAGCUCUUUGACAUCCAGAUGGGAGUCAAUCAAUCUAUUCAAUAUAUACAGUUUGUUGUUGCCCAAAUGUACAGUAAACACAACAUUAAAUUGAA